AUGACUUUGUUGAUGACAUCAACUGCUUCGGUGGCUUUGGCUUUUACAGCGGUUAUAAUUUUGGAACCUACAUCAGAGCCACCCUCCACGAUAUCAAGAGGAUUUGGGAUGCUGCGAGGACUCAAAUGUGUCUCAAAAUAUUCCCUCUCUUCUGGAAGCUCCGGUGCCGAGCAUAAAUCCCGUGCUUACAGCGACAGCAAAUGCCACGAGGUCCGGCAAAAGAUGCAAAUGCUUGCUAGCACCGGUACCCAAGUUUUGCAAAGAAUUCAUUGCGACUGGACUUAG
This is a messenger RNA of Pochonia chlamydosporia 170, 285 nucleotides long. RefSeq lists its product as hypothetical. Bases 1 to 285 code for a protein of 94 amino acids. The record is from RefSeq and is a predicted model, not a curated record. The transcript is spliced from 2 exons. NCBI's taxonomy places the organism in Eukaryota, Fungi, Ascomycota, Sordariomycetes, Hypocreales, Clavicipitaceae.